This is a messenger RNA of Biomphalaria glabrata, 687 nucleotides long. RefSeq names its product alpha-N-acetylgalactosamine-specific lectin-like. Bases 1 to 687 code for a protein of 228 amino acids. The record is from RefSeq and is a predicted model, not a curated record. Lineage: Eukaryota; Metazoa; Mollusca; Gastropoda; Planorbidae. The transcript has a single exon.
AUGAAGUCGUGUUAUCAAGAGACUGGAGCUUGCUGUGUGGAGACGAACUCAUUCCACCAAGUACAAUUAAAGACAUUAGGGAUUCUUCCUUAUGACAACGACUCUAACACAAGGACCAAGUUGGAAUGUUCGUCACUUUGUCUUUCACAAUUAUUAACAUGCCAACAUUUUCUCUAUGACAGUGUGAAGAAAAUGUGUCUCUGGGGAACUGAUCUCAGCUCUACUGGGAUUAAACUUUCUUCAGGUCAAAGGUUGUACUCGCAAAGCACCAAGUACUGCGACGUGGCUCUAGGCUAUAACUCGACCAUCAUGAGGACGUUCGGACUUUGUCUGAAAAUUGUCACAGCGAAUGUAAGCUUCAGUUUAGCGGAACUGUCUUGCAGCAACAUACAAGGUCGACUGGCGAUGGUCAAAUCAAACGCCACAAUGGAAUCUCUUCUGACGAUAAUGCAGGACAUGAACAUUGAGAAAGCCUGGGUAGGAAUAGACGAUAUACAAUCAGAGGGAACGUACGUCUGGUCAGAUGGUUCAGAGUUGACACCAGAAGAGAAGACUGUGUUUAUAGCAGGGCAACCAGACGAUCUGUACAACAACCAAGACUGCGCAGUUAUCUUACAAUUUUACAGAGGAUUAGAUGAUGUUUUCUGUUCAAACAAUGAAAUGUAUAUCUGUGAAUAUAUUACUUAA